UUUCGGAACGGAUGCGAUGCACCUGGGCGAUUACGUGGUGACUAUCAUUUGUGCCCAUCUCUCUCUCUCUCGUCGGGCGGGCGGCCACUUGUACACAACAUCACUCUCUCUUUCUCUCUCCUGUACUCUCUACUGUACUCUUCUACGCCCUAGAAAUCGAAUCCGUCCGUUCCUCGUCCCUUCCUGUCGCCAUCUCAAUCUCAUCUCAUCCUAUCAAUCCAUCCCCCCUCAACCCUCCCCGCUUUUGAUAAAAAGAAAAAUAAAGCAGCAAGGGGAGAGCCGGUAGACCAUCAAACCUCUUCCUCCUCCUCGGAUCGUGAUUUUUUUUUUUUCCGAUUUUUGCCCUGUCUAUCCUAUCGGACUAGGGUUUCUUCGAUGAGAGCGGGGAUUCUUGCCGUGUGAUGCAUUCAGCGGCCGAAGGAUUGGCGGAUCCUGUGGUGGCGGUGUCCUUCCUCCUGAUCUUCCUCUUUCUUCUUGAUCUUUUCUUGUUUUCGUCGGUGGUUGGUUCCGGCUCCUCCUCGGGGGUGCAGCGAUGCCGGCGCUCGUCAACUAUGGAGGAACCGAUGAUCUCUGCUCUGAGGGACCUCUCAUCUCGAACCUCAUGGAUUCGAGCUGCCUCUUGUCUAUCGCUUCUAACGUUGAUGUCUUCUUCCCGCCUCGCAAGAGGUCACGGAUCACGGCUCCUUUCAUCUUUAAAGGAGGAGAGAAGGGCGCUGAGAAGCAAAAGCAGCAGCCCUGCUCCAUCGAUGUUCUUCCUGACGAGUGCCUCUUCGAGAUCCUCCGGCGGUUGCCAGGAAAUAAGGAGAGGAGCAACUCUGCUUGUGUAUCCAAGCGUUGGCUUAUGCUCCUGAGCAGCAUCCGGGCUUCUGAGAUGGCUGCUCACAAGAAAAAUGGCGCCAGCAGUGGUGAAACUCUGAAGAAACCUUUGCCUGAUCUGAACACUUCUGCGAGUACGGACGAGGAAAAGGAAUUCGAGAGCACUGGCUAUCUUGCCCGGAAGUUAAAAGCAAAGGAUGCCACAGAUGUUAGACUUGCGGCUAUGGCUGUUGGCACCUGUGGCCAUGGUGGGCUGGGUAAGCUUUACAUUGAAGGAAGCAAUGCAACUCGUCCGGUCACCGAUAUUGGACUAUCUGCUGUAGCCCGUGGUUGCCCUUCCCUACGGGUUCUGUCGAUGUGGAAUGUUCCCUUCAUCAGUGACAUCGGCCUAUCUGAGAUUGGGAGUGGAUGUCCUAUGCUGGAAAAGCUUGACCUCUGCCGGUGUCCUUUAAUCUCAGAUAAGGGUUUGAUAGCUGUUGCUCAGAAGUGUCCCAACUUGACAUCUCUAAUGAUAGAAUCUUGCUUGAGCAUAGGGAAUGAGUGCCUGCAGGCUAUGGGCCGCUGCUGCCCAAAGCUGAAGUCCAUUGUUAUCAAGGACUGCCCACUUGUUGGUGACCAAGGAGUUGCAAGCCUGGUCUCUGCAGCUUCAUCUUUCCUGGCCAGGAUAAGGCUUGAGAAUGUGAAUAUCACUGAUGUGUCUCUUGCUGUCAUUGGGCACUAUGGGAAGGCUGUUGCUGAUCUAGCACUUACGGGUCUCCAGUGCGUGAGCGAGAGGGGUUUCUGGGUCAUGGGCAAUGCUUUUGGCUUGGAGAACAUGAAGUCCAUCUUGAUCAACUCUUGCCGUGGGGUUACUGAUCUGGGCCUUGAGGCCAUUGCAAAGAGUUGCCCGAAUCUGAAGCAGCUGUGUCUCCGCAGGUGCUGCCAUCUGUCAGAUGCUGGCCUGAAAGCUUUUGCCAUGACAGCUAGGGCACUGGAGAAUCUGCAUGUGGAGGAGUGUAACCGGAUCAGUCUAAUUGGUGUUCUUGGCUGUCUUCUGAACUGCAAUGAAAAGUUAAGGGCACUAUCCUUGGUGAAAUGCUUGGGGGUUAAGGAUAUAAGUUUUUGCACAGCUCCACUCCCCUCAUGCAUGUCUCUUCGAUCCUUGACCAUCCGUGACUGCCCCGGUUUCACUGGUGCUAGCUUAGCAGUGGUUGGGAAGAUCUGCCCCCAGUUGCAGCAUGUAGAUUUGAGCGGCCUAGUUGGUGCCACUGAUGCAGGCCUUUUGCCUCUGAUUGAGAGUUCAGAGGCGGGAUUAGUUACAGUCAAUUUGAGUGGCUGUGUUGAUCUGACGGAUGCUGUUGUUACUGCACUAGUGAAGGCACAUGGAACUACUCUCCAGAUGCUUAAUCUUGAAGGCUGUAAGAAGGUUACUGAUAAGAGCCUCUUGGUGAUUGCUGACAGUUGUUCUUUGCUCGAUGAUCUUGAUAUGUCAAGGUGCAUGAUUGGGGAUUAUGGUGUUGCAAUCUUGGCAUCUGCAAGUCAGCUUAAGCUGCGAGUCCUCUCUCUGGCCGGCUGUUCUAAGCUGACCCAAAAGAGUCUGCCGCUCUUGGGAAACAUGGGCAGAUCCUUGGUCGGGCUGAACCUCCAAAACUGUAAGCUGAUCAGUACUCAAGGGAUUGGAGCGCUGGAGGAGAAACUCUGGUGGUGCGAUAUCCUUUACUAGUACAAAGGAGAGAUGGGUUGCAGGAGAUUCUUUGGUCAGUCGGUUGAUGGGGGUCUCCAGCACCAGAUGACAGAUAAAAGCAGCGGUAGUAUCAGCAGUUUUAAAAUUCCGGUUGGUUCUUGGCUCGUGUCAUAGGCAGUGGGCUUUCUUCUGUCACAGGACUAGGUUGUUUUCCAGGGACCUUUGGCCAGUAUUGAUUUUUUGCAGGGUCUCCUCUUUUACAGGGGAAGCCUGUUUCAGAGGUGUUUGGCUGCCACUGAUUGGCUACAGCUUUCCUCUAGCCUGGUCUCGGUUCUUGAGAUUACAACUUUGCCUAGCCCUGGUUCAUAGUGCUUGGAAUCUCUGCUUGUUUUUGCCAUUUCUAGGUGCCCCUUUUUAGAGGGUCCUGGUUAUGUAUCGCUGGGGCAGUGGCAUCUGUGGCUGCUCUGUCUGGUGUUUUAGCCGGUCCUCAUUGGUAGUACACGCUCGUGUCUGAAGUUUCAAUCAGGUCUUCUAGGUGUUGUUCCAGGUUGGGCUCAUGUCCUCUGGGUAGGAUCUGUUUGGUUCUGUUAGUGUUGGACUUGUCUGGUUGCUUUUGCACAGUUCUUUUUGGUUGCCUGAGGUUUAUGGGGCUUCGGUUAUUUGGCAGCACAUACUUGGAGCGUGCCAUGACAGCCUUGUUUGGUUGUUUUUUUCCCGGAGCUCUACUUUUGCAGGCUGAUGGUUGAGGACUGUAAUCUUUGCAAUCUUUCUUAAAGUGAGUAAUUCUUAUGUUGUAUGUCCA
Molecule: messenger RNA, 3281 nt
Organism: Phoenix dactylifera (date palm)
Lineage: Eukaryota; Viridiplantae; Streptophyta; Magnoliopsida; Arecales; Arecaceae
Product: EIN3-binding F-box protein 1-like
Biological process (GO): SCF-dependent proteasomal ubiquitin-dependent protein catabolic process
Cellular component (GO): SCF ubiquitin ligase complex
Molecular function (GO): protein binding
Source: RefSeq, a predicted model, not a curated record